GUCACGUGAGUCCGUUCGGAGUCACGUGACUGGGAGCUGCCGGGCGCGUCCGCUCUGUGCUGCCGGCGCCGCCGCCCGGGCCGCUCUCGCAGCUGCCGCCGCCGCCAUGUCGUGCUUCCCCGAGUUCAACGUGGACAACGGCUACCUGGAGGGGCUGGUGCGCGGCUUCAAGGCGGGCGUCCUAAGCCAGGGCGACUACGUGAACCUGGUGCAGUGCGAGAGCCUGGAGGAUUUGAAGCUGCAUCUCCAAAGCACUGAUUAUGGAAACUUCCUGGCCAACGAAGCCUCUCCCCUUACUGUGUCUGUCAUAGAUGACAAGCUGAAAGAGAAGAUGGUGGUGGAGUUCCGUCACAUGAGGAACCAUGCAUACGAACCAUUGGCGAGCUUCCUGGAUUUCAUCACGUACAGCUAUAUGAUUGAUAAUGUCAUCCUGCUGAUUACUGGGACUCUGCAUCAGCGCUCCAUCUCUGAGCUGGUGCCCAAGUGCCACCCGCUGGGGAGCUUUGAGCAGAUGGAAGCUGUGAAUAUUGCCCAGACCCCUGCAGAGCUCUACAAUGCAAUUCUGGUGGACACACCCCUAGCUGCCUUUUUCCAAGAUUGCAUAUCUGAGCAGGACCUGGAUGAAAUGAACAUUGAAAUCAUUCGGAACACAUUGUACAAGGCAUACCUUGAGUCCUUCUACAAAUUCUGCAAGGCUCUGGGAGGUACAACUGCAGCUGCCAUGUGCCCAAUCCUGGAGUUUGAAGCUGACCGGAGGGCCUUCAUUAUUACCAUCAACUCCUUUGGCACUGAGCUCUCCAAAGAGGACCGAGCAAAGCUGUUUCCUCACUGUGGGAAGCUGUACCCUGAGGGGCUGGCCCAGUUGGCAAGAGCAGAUGACUAUGAACAAGUCAAAACAGUAGCUGACUACUACCCUGAGUAUAAGUUGCUGUUUGAAGGAGCUGGUAGCAAUCCUGGAGACAAAACCCUUGAGGACAGAUUCUUUGAGCAUGAGGUGAAGCUGAACAAGCUAGCUUUCCUUAACCAGUUCCACUUCGGGGUCUUCUAUGCCUUCGUAAAACUGAAGGAGCAGGAGUGCCGUAACAUCGUGUGGAUUGCAGAGUGCAUUGCCCAGCGGCACCGAACCAAGAUCGACAACUACAUUCCCAUAUUCUAACCAUACCCUCAGCCUGCCUGGCCCUCCUGCUGCUUGGAGCCCAAUUGGACCAUCCCUUCCACCCUGACAAAUGUGCUCUGAGUUAUCCCUGCACCUGACUCCAGGGCAGCUCCUCCGGAACUGGAUCCGAGGGAAGCUGUACAGUCUCAAGUUAAAUUAUUCACAAGCUGAACUUCCUUGAAGUUGUUUGAGGUAGUUGUGCUUUGAGGGAUCCAGCAGGACCUCUGAGGUGAGCUGGACCCUAUGCACCUAUGUAGCAGGAGGGUUAUAGUCCACGCAUCUCAUUGUAGCUAUGUCACUGUACUGAUCUGCUGUGUGCAAUUGUGCUGAUAGGGUGGCCUCCAGUUUGAAGGAAGUGGUCUCUCAGCAAGUCUCUCCACUGACGAGAGAUGCCUCAGAACUGUAUUGGUCAACUUUGUCCCCUUUGUUGGUGCUGAGAGAGUGCCUCCUCUAGUCAGUAUUGUCCCUAUGAGGCUUAAUUUGAAUGUGAUUCUCUUAGUGUAGCAGAUGCUGCUGUGUAUUCCUGCAUCACCCUGUAUUUGAAUCCUUUGAUGAUGAGAGACUGAGAAGUUUAAGUGCCAGGAACUUGUCUCAACUGUCUGGAUUGCAAGAGUUGAGGACACAGAGUGGUUCCUGUUGGUUAGGGCAGGAGCCUGGGCAGCUUGCAGUCAUGGCAUUCCUUCCCCAUAGUCAUCAGGGACCACGGGAAAGGAUAAUCCCCAGGUUUUAUGUCCCAGGGAGCCUUCUUGUUUGGAGGCAGGGCAGUCUCUUCAUGGAGAAAAGCUGAUCCGGGAAGCACCUUUGCAAAGAAAGGGCACUUGCUAAACUACCCUCAGUUUGGUUAGUGCAGUGCCAGAGUGGCUGUAGCAUGCAAUGAAAGCAGGGGAGGGGAGGAGGAAGGGCAGUAUGUCCCUACCUGCCAGCCUUUCCCAGUCCCUGAUGUCCCAGGGUCCCUUCUGUGUUGUUCAGCCAAGCCAUGAAUGUGUUCUUUCCCAUUCUGCUGGCUCAGUGUGGUUGUCCUUCCAGGCUGUCUGCUUGCACAGACUGGAGCAGGCACUAGUUCCUGGCCUACUCCAGCCAUGCAAUGAUUUGUGGGGAUGCUGCUGAGUGAGAAAACCAGGCCCUGAGGACACCUCUGCUGUCCCUGUAGGGAAUAUAUCACCACAGUGACCCCGGGCUCAGUCCUAGCAGCAGUAAAAUUCCCCAAGGAGUUUGGGCAAUGGGCUUGCUUGUCUGGCUAGCCCCUUGGCACAGGGCUCUUAUAAGCAUCAUUAUAACACUUAUUUAUCCACAAGACCAUUCAAAUGACCAGUUGCUAUUUCUGGGCCUGUUGUUUAUCGGAAGCUGCCACUCUCAUCCCUAUCUUGGCUAAAAAAUAAUCAUAUUUAAAAAUAGUGGCCCUCAGCAAAGGGACCCUGGUGUGGCCUCUGUCAUCUCAUCACCUUUCCUGUUCUGCAGGGUUGUGGGCUAUAGUCUCAGUAGAUUAGAAGCUGUGCAGGUAAUGGACUACAGUGCUGCCUGCCACCACCAUGCACAGACAGGGUGCAGCCUCUGAGUGCUGCUGCUGCUGCCUGUUGGGGUGGCUUUUUGCUGCCCCUUUAGUGCAGGUUUAGCUGGUGGGCUGCCUAGCUGCCCCAGGCAGUGUAGGCAUGGAGGCUCCCCUGCAUGUCCUUCUGAUUUGCUUUGAGUUAUUUAGAAGCAAAGUCAAGUCCCUAUGGAGGGUGGGAUUGCUGCUGCUCUUUACAUAAAGCAGUGUGGUGGUCAUUGCCCUCAGCUGCAAUGACCAAACCAACAUGAAGCAGCACCCUGGGCCCAGUGAGCAUCGUGCCAGCAUACCCUAGAGCGUUUCAGUCACUCUACAGUUUAAGCUGUUGGAGUUGAUUCUGCCCGUCCCUGGAGCCUGGCUCCACUGCAUGCAUGUGCCCACGCUAUCAGCCCAAAGGGAGUGUGGACACUAUGCUGAGGGUUGUCAUUCCCACAAAGGCCUGGUCCUUGCCUGCUCUGGCCUGGUGCUCCAUAUUGAGAGGUCAGGGCAGGGGUAGGCAGCAUUAGGUACGUCCCUCAUUCCCUUGGAGCAAGUGAUCCAGCCCAGACUGCGUUUGUUGUGACAUGCCCAAGACUUGCCCAUUGGGCAUUGUGAACAGUGGUGCCCUGGGCCCCCAUAGCCUUCUGGUGCCAGCAAGGGGGUCUUGUUCAGUGUGUGGCAGUGGAGUGAUGCCUGUGCUGUUGGCAAGUGGGUAUAGAAGGGUGGGGAGCAGGCCUGCCCCAGCCCAUGAUGCAGUACCUUGCUGCUCACUGCUUGAAUGCAGAAUGUUUGCUGUACUGGCCGUCUUUCCUCCUUCCUCUGUGACAAUAAAUAUCUGCCUGAAGCACUGGGCUGCCUUGA
This is a messenger RNA of Alligator sinensis (Chinese alligator), 3542 nucleotides long. RefSeq names its product ATPase H+ transporting V0 subunit d1 (gene ATP6V0D1). The record is from RefSeq and is a predicted model, not a curated record. Lineage: Eukaryota; Metazoa; Chordata; Crocodylia; Alligatoridae. The coding region runs from base 107 to 1156 and encodes 349 amino acids. Gene Ontology annotation, biological process: vacuolar transport; vacuolar acidification; proton transmembrane transport. Gene Ontology annotation, molecular function: proton-transporting ATPase activity, rotational mechanism. The transcript is spliced from 8 exons. Gene Ontology annotation, cellular component: lysosomal membrane; vacuolar proton-transporting V-type ATPase complex; plasma membrane proton-transporting V-type ATPase complex.